Messenger RNA from Pieris macdunnoughi, 1335 nucleotides. NCBI's taxonomy places the organism in Eukaryota, Metazoa, Arthropoda, Insecta, Lepidoptera, Pieridae. The record is from the annotation of a GenBank genome assembly.
AUGGAACGGUACGACUGCUUCCAGCCAACGAUAGAGUAUGAUCCAAUGUGUGAUCAGGAUAAUCCUCAAAAAAUAUCCUUUGAGGAUGUAUCAGCGGCUGCAUUCAGAAUUCAAAGUGGGAUCGUUAAGACGCCGUGCGUGAAAUCUCACAUGUCAAACAUUUAUGGUAUGGACAUAUUCCUCAAAAAUGACUUUCUGCAGUACACUGGAAGCUUUAAAGAACGCGGAGCUCGUAACGCGUUGCUCUUACUUCCGCCGGAAGCCAAAAGCCGUGGUGUGAUAUCCGCUUCCCUUGGAAAUCACUCCCAAGGUUUAAGCUACCAUGCCCACCAGUUGAACAUACCCACCACCGUGGUGAUGCCAAACGUUGCGCCCAUUAUGAAGAUUGAGAAUUGUCGGUCGUACGGCGCGAAAGUAAUCGUACACGGCCAUGACAUGAAGGAAGCAAAAUACCACGCAAUGACGCUGGCAAAAGAGAAAGGGCUUACAUACAUUAAUGGAUACGACCAUCCCCACAUUAUGGCUGGACAGGGGACAGUGGGGUUAGAAAUCCUUGAACAAGUCCCCGAUGUCGACGCCAUCUUGGUUCCCGUUGGGGGCGGAGGCUUACUGGCGGGAGUUGCUACUGCUGUCAAACAUCUUAGACCUCAUGUUCUUAUAUAUGGUGUGGAAACAGAAAAGUGCCCUAGUAUGGAGGAGGCGAUGCGACAAGAAUCCCCAAAAUGUGUGGAGAUCCGAUCAACGCUGGCAGACGGUCUUGCCGUACCGACCGUUGGGUUCAACGCCUUUUUCACUGUCAAAUCACUUAUUGAUAAGAUGAUUACCGUGAACGAAGACUGGCUAGCCAGAGCCAUACUGCGGCUAGUGGAACAAGAGAAGUAUGUUGUUGAAGGUGGUGGUGCGGUCGGAGUAGCAGCCAUCAUGGCUGGUCUUGUACCAGACCUUGCCGGCAAGAAGGUGGUCUGCAUACUAUCAGGUGGUAACAUCGAUACAACAAUAUUAGGUCGUUGUUUGGAACGAGGUUUAGCAGCUGAGCAGCGGUUGGUAAAAUUCAAAGUGACUGUCAGUGAUCGACCGGGUGGAAUCGCAGAGCUUUGCAAGCUUUUAGCUUCUUUGGGAGUGUCAAUAAAGGACAUCAUGCAGGAACGCGCUUGGGUGUAUGGAGAUAUAUUUAGUGUUAGGGUAAAAGUAGUAUGUGAAACUAGAGGACCAGAUCACAUGGGAGAACUGCGAACUGUGAUAAUGAACACAUACAAAGAGUGGUGUUUUGCGCAAGAAUUUGAAGGUCGUGAUCGAUGCGCAAGUACAGAUUCGCUAGAUGACGUUUCCCAUUAG